This is a messenger RNA of Esox lucius (northern pike), 4528 nucleotides long. It is a transcript of the gene cdc42ep4a, whose product is annotated as CDC42 effector protein (Rho GTPase binding) 4a. The record is from RefSeq and is a predicted model, not a curated record. NCBI's taxonomy places the organism in Eukaryota, Metazoa, Chordata, Actinopteri, Esociformes, Esocidae. The transcript has 2 exons. Bases 910 to 2031 code for a protein of 373 amino acids.
ACGCAGCUACUCGGCACUGAUUGUAUGGUAUGCUUUGAGUUAUGCGGUUUCUUUCCAUAUAAAAUGUCGGUGUAUGUGCGUGCGUGCAAAAGUGGGUGUAUGUGCGUGCGUGCUCAUCACACCUGAUUUCGUUUGUUGCCUGAAAAGCAAGUCGAAACAAAGUGAUUUGUGAUAAAAUUGUGUUGAUAGUGGAGAAGGGCUGUGUACUGCAGAUCAGAAAGAGGGCGUCUAGAGAGCGAGGCAUUUUUUGGGCGAGACCGUCUGUUGCUUUUAGCAACCGCACGCUACUGCGUUCUGCAGCCCACAGACACACACACACACACCGACAGGAAGCAGCCUAGCUGUCCGCCAGCCGCGCUGGAGGUUGCUUUCGUAACCACGGAGACGAACGCAGCAGCGGGCUGGUUGCUACGGAGACAGCAGCAGGUGAAGGCAUCAUAAACAGGAAGUGGAUCGAGGCCGGGGCCCGCGCCUGGCUGUUUGAAAGGGGCGGUGUCUGUCUCCCAGACACGGAGAACGAGGUCGUCGGCCGGUUUAGUGAAGCGCGCUGCCAGGAAACACCAGUAGUCAAAUCUGACUGACUGCCUGGCUUCCCCCCUCCAACCGUUCUUAAAACUGAGAAUUUAUAAAUAUCUGAUGAGGGGAGAGCUUGGAGGAGGGGUGGUAUUGGAGUCAACAAAGAGAAGCUGCGCCCUCGGAACAGGCAACGCGGGCUUUUGCGGUGGAGCAGAUUGAUCCACCCGUGACUGGAACUGAUGACCUGGGCUUUCGUUUCUGGGGACUGCUCUGAGUGUAAAACAGCCUGACUUGGACUGUCCCCGAAGACCUCCCUUACAAUUUAUCUGCUUCGGAUCCACUUUUUAAUUCCUCUCUGCUGGAAUCCCGGGUCACCGCGUCGACCCGAGCGCCAUGCCCAUCCUGAAGCAGCUAGUAGCGGGGACAUCCCAGGCGAAGCAGCGGCGCUCCCGCAUGGAUCUGACCCGGGAGAUGAUCAGCGCCCCGCUGGGGGACUUCCGCCACACCAUGCACGUGGGCCGCAGCGGCGACGCCUUUGGGGACACCUCAUUCCUCUCCACGCGCUCCGGGGAGGCCCCGUGCCAGGCCGACGCCCAGCCCCGCUCCCCCCGCCCGGGCCUUUUGGCCAGAACCUUCCGCAGCAGCAAGCGCUCCCAGUCGGUCAACCGGGUAGACCAGAGAGAUGGCUCGCUGACGGCUCCCGGCAGCUCGCCCACCUUCGUCAAGAACGCCAUGUCUUUGCCCUUCCUCAACGACGAGAACGGCGAGCGCGACGGUCGCCGGGUUCCUAAAAGCCUCUCGUCCAGUCCUCUCAAGCAGCCCCACGAGCAGGACGGAGGCGGCAGGCCCUCCAACGGGGCUGGAGCCCACUGCCUGGAGCUGGAGGAAAGGAGUUUUGGGGAGCUGACUGACCUGCCUAGCCCCAGCCGCGGCUACUACGGCGGGGGGAUGAAGCACGCCGAGUCGGUCAUGUCCUUCCACAUUGACCUCGGGCCCUCCAUGUUGGGGGAGGUCCUGGACGUCAUGCAGAAGGAGGACGACGACCUGGGCUUUGAGGAGGGGAAGAGCAGCGAGGGACGGGCCUCCCCCACACUGCUCAUCGGGAGGGAGGUGGGAGAAGGGGACGAAGAAGGGGCGGAGGCGGAAGAGGAGGUGGGAGAAGACAACGAGGCGGAACCUGAGUUGCUGCGGCUACAGGAAGAUGAGUUCCCGGUUUCCGCGCGUCCAGCCGGCUCCGUCGACCACGAGGACGGGGAGGCGGAGGAUGAGGGGGCCCCCUACACGCCAGAGUACACGCCAGAGCCCUGCCCUAAACACCUGAGGCACCAAUUAGACAACUGCUCCGUGGCCAGCUCUGGCGCUGGCUCCGCCCACAUAGAGCAGGAGAUGGCAAUUGGCCAGCACCACAGUGGGGACACGGACAGCGCCACCUUCAGCGCGCCGCCAGAGGAGGAAGACGAAGGGGAGAAGUUCUCUUCCUUCUUGGAAGACGAGGACGACGAGAUCCGCGUAUGAGACUUCGUAUCAUCAGAAGGCGGACAGACUCGACCGGACUCUACAGACACUGUAGGACCUCGACUAUAUAAAGAAACCUUUUAAAACCAACAGAGAUCUCCAAGGCAUAAGGACUAUGGUACCGGCCGAUUCCUGGAAUAAGAAUGACCUGUAGAAAAAUGACCUAAAACUCAUGAAGACAGUUAACAGGUGAAUACAGAUUAUGGGGAGGGAGUACGGUAGCAGUUUCCCUGACUAAACCAAAUUAUUUUUCUCUACUGCUACUGCCCUUUGUCCGUCCUUCCUGUGGAAAUAUACCUGGACUGUUAGUUGAUGGAUCGGGUCUUCUAUCCCUGUAGAAUCUGGACUAUGAGGGCUGUGGUUUGUAAUCUUAAGGAUGAACGAUAGUUAGUCUGAUCUGCAGGGAGAAGGCCAAGCAUACUAAACUAGAGACAAAGAGAAUUUAGGGAGACUGAGAGCAUGAAAGAUGUCUCCUUUUGGAUGAAUGCAACCAUCUGUAGUGAAAGAGAGAAAUGCAUUACACCAACCCAGUGUCUUUCUACUUCGAACACAGUUUACUGGCAUGGAGGAGCAGUCAAAGUAUAGAAACUAAGAGGAUGUUUUAUGGAUAAAAAACAAAUAAAACACUUGCAUUUCUUAACUAAGCCUUUGUCAAGUACUACUAUACUAAAUAAUCAGUUUUUCUUCAUAUACGUGAUAUGUGCCAUUUUCUAUUAAGUGUCUCUGGUUCUGUCCUCGUCUCUGGUGGUUUUGGGACGGUGCUUGUGUAAUGGAGCUGUCUGGCCAGAACAGAGAGCCACUGUCACCAUCGUGGUUGGUGACCUAUCUGCCUCACUGUCACAAUAAAAGGCUUGUGUACUUUAUAUCGCAACCAACAGCUGUGACAAGGCUCCGUCGGUGUCUGCGCUAGAGCCUCCCAGCGCUGUAUAAAGAGAGCGGCAUUAACCGUCAACAUACCACCAACAACGGUGCCCUUUGUCGCUACGAACGCAUUUACCCGCAAGUCACCUGUUUGUAUUUCGGUGUUUGUGCCUCGACCUUGCAAUUUCCUGUAAUAAAGUGGAUUGUGUAACCGAGGCCAAAGGAUGACUUCCUGUGUUUACACAACUUUAAAGAGUUUAGAGUGUCUCGGCCCCAAGCUGUCCAUCAACUGAAAUUAGUCGGGUUGUAAAACUGAAAGAGAUGCGUAAGAAUAGGACCUGUGUGUUGGUGCUUUGGCCCAUUGUGGUUCAGGCAGGAUGGGAAAGGAGAGAAGUGUUUUACCUCGAACUGAAGGGAGCGCUCAUAAGGGAGAAGGCCUGCCACUGACAACCUCCUGCAGCGAAUUAAACCUCCUCCCUUGUUUUGUUUUUCUCUCCCAUCACCAGUAACUGCGAAUUACGCCGGCCGAUUUUGUGAUUCUUGCAAAUUCUGUCAAACCUGCAAGAGUGACUGAUAAUGAAGCUAACCACUUCCUUCCUUCCUGACUUAGAGUUUCAAACUGUUCACUAAUGCAGCUGUUGCUGACGUGACUCCAGUAACCAUAACUGCCCUCACCAGGACAGUCAAGACCGUGUCACUCUCACAAGAGAUAACGUGUAGGCAACGGAGAGGUCAGAAAUCUCAGUAGAAUUAACGUGAUUCCACAAUAUAUUUGUUUGACUGUGACACAACUGCUUGUGUCCGCUUCCGCUACUCUGUGUUGUUGAAUCAGCUGGCUUGGCUUAACCAGACACUAACUUUGUUGUGGUUGUUAACAUGUUUGAUGCUUUGGAUCUCAGACACAGAAUGUGUAAUCAAAUAUCUAAUUACACAAAAUAAGUUUUGGUAAAAGGCUUAUAUACAUGUUUGUUUUCUGGGAGGCGUUGUUCAGAAAAGGUCCAGAUGUAUUUGUGCUAAUAUUCAUUAAGAUGUUUUUUUUAACAAUGUUUUUGACUGUUACUUCACUGAGUACCUAUUAUUUUGGGUAUAUUUGUCAUGUUAUUUAAUAUUGGGGUUUGUAAUGGAAACGAUUGUCUAAAAAAGCAGAUUGCAUCACAGAUGGAACUAUGCAUGUUCAUUUUAGUGCACUAUUUGAACACAGACCAUCGACCAGGACCUUUUUAAUGCAAAGACGGUGCCAUUUGGAAUGCAAACUUUGUCAGAAAUCAGCCUUUCUUUUUUCCUGAUUACUUAUGUGUCUGAGGGCUCAAAUCAGCAUAUGUCUGUUAAAUCACCUUUUCCUUUGGUUAGGGGCAUCAAUGCCACUUUGAUGCCAGCUCUGUGUAAAAUGUUUGUUAUUAAAGUCUCCCUUGCUGAUUUUCAAUUGAGAGAGACCAAAAUAAAUUGAUUUACCACUUGUAAAACACUAACUUUGGCUUCAGUCUUUUUCUAUAUCCUGAAUGUUUGUGAUAAAGCAUUGUAUUGCCCUUCUCAUAUCUUUGUGUAAGAUGAUGUAUAUUUACAUGCUCUCUUUGCUCUCCAAAAUAACUGCUAUAUUUUUCAAUAAACAAAAAGCUGGACAUCUUAACCUGUUUUA